AAACCUAUAAAUAAAGGACCUCAUAUGGCUUCCAAUUUUCCUUUACACUAUUAUAAAAACACUUUCUUCUUCGCUGAAUCUCUCUGACUCUGAUUCAGUGAUUCUAAUUCUUAUUAGUUUUAUUGGGCUUUCCGAUCUCAAUUCUACUCUUAACUCAGUAUUAUGGCUAUUAUAACAACAACAAGGAGGACUGAAAGGUUCAGUGGUACAACACCACCAACAUGUAAGUACUGGCUAGCUGGGAGAUGCAACAGGAAUCCUUGCAAAUUUUUGCAUAGCUUAUCGACAUUGCCAUCCAAUGUACAUAAUGCCAAUAUGACAUAUAUGCAUUCGAAGAAUCCACAUUUGUCUGCUGAGAAGAUGGCCAGUUCCUCUGUUAAGAAGCCAACAAAUUGCGCACCCAAGGCCUUCAAGAAGCCAGCAAAUUGUGCACGAAAGGCUGUUGAGUGUGGAUCAGAAACUAUGUCUGUUGAGAAGCCAACCCAGUGUGAACAAAUGGAUAUAUCCAUUGAAAAGACUGAAAGUGUGGAAGAAGUGGCCACUGUUGCUAAGUCUCCUAUGGAGAAAUCACGCAGUAUUUGUAAAUAUUGGAUGACUGACAAUUGUGUGCAUGGUGACCUGUGUCAGAAUUUGCAUUCAUGGUUUUAUGGUGAUGGGUUUACUACACUUGCAAAGCUUCAUGAACACAAGAAGGUUGUCACUGGAAUUGCAUUACCUGCUGGUUCAGAUAAACUUUAUUCUGGUAGCACUGAUGGCACAGUUCGGGCAUGGGAUUGCAACACUGGCCAUUGUGUUAACAUGAUCCAUCUUAAUUCUGAAGUUACCUCGCUCAUAUCUGAGGGCCCAUGGAUUUUUGCCGGCGUGAAGAAUGCUGUAAAGGUAUGGAAUAUUCAGACGGGUGCAGAUGUUACUCUUGAUGGACCUAAAGGGCAAGUCCUUUCCUUGAAUGUUGGCAAUGAUAUCCUUCUUGCUGGAGCAGAGGAUGGUGUUAUUUAUGCUUGGAGAUACAGCUCUGAUCCCAAACCUGAGUCUCCUUUCGAACUGGUUGCAACACUAAGUGGUCAUACUAAACCGGUGGUUUGUCUUGCUAUUGGAUGCUACAAGAUGCUUUAUUCUGGGUCAAUGGACCAUAGCAUCAAGGUGUGGGACCUAAAUACAUUACAGUGCACAAUGACACUUAACGGGCAUACCGACGUAGUCACGUCACUUCUUUGUUGGGAAGAUUACUUAUUAUCGAGUUCAUAUGAUUGCACAGUCAAUGUUUGGGUGUGCACUGAGGAGGGAACUCUGAAAGUGGCAUAUACUCACACUGACAAAAAUGCUAUUCUUGGACUAUAUGGAAUGACAGAUGCAGACGCCAAGCCAAUAUUGUUCUGCUCGUGCCAAGACAAUUCAGUUCGCAUGUAUGAGUUGCCGACGUUUUUAGAGAGAGGUCGACUAUUUACAAGACGAGAAGUUCGAUCCUUCGCGAUAGGUCCUGGUGGACUCUUCUUCACUGGAGAUGGGACUGGUUUGCUGAAUGUGUGGAGAUGGUUGGAAGAGCCAAAGGUGCCAACCUCUUGAACUACAACAAAAAGAUCUUUGUAGGAGGAGAGACUGCAUGAUCAUUGGCACUGCAUCACAUAGAAAAUGUUUGUCAAUUGUCAGUGAUGAUUAUUCCUUAAACUAUGUUUGGUGAGGGUACUCUUUUUCCUCUUAUUAGGGUAGGUAUUAGUGUUUUAGCAUUUGAGGUUUUAAUGAGGCAUCACUAACAUAGGCCGAGCAGAAAUAAAACCUCGGUGGAACUUUGAAUGUAUAAUGUAACAACAUUCUAUGUAUGAUACAAUUCUCAAUAAGAUCAUAAAUUUUGAAAA
This is a messenger RNA of Arachis ipaensis, 1853 nucleotides long. RefSeq names its product zinc finger CCCH domain-containing protein 17. Lineage: Eukaryota; Viridiplantae; Streptophyta; Magnoliopsida; Fabales; Fabaceae. The record is from RefSeq and is a predicted model, not a curated record. Gene Ontology annotation, molecular function: metal ion binding; protein binding.